UAUGGACUGGUCCGGGGGUAAAGCCUUUACAAUUUAUAAAUGUUGAUCAAAUACAAACUAAGAAUGACAAUGGCAAUGAACUUUUUUGGGUAAAACAAUACAAUAAUGUUAUCAAAAAACCUACAGAAAGUUUAGCAAGCGUUUUACAGGCGUGAUAUUUACAACAGAUAAGAAAACUCCAAGCUUGUCAUCCCUUCAUUAGAAGAGUUUAGUUCACAGCACAAAAACAUGGCAUCGAAGAAAAAGCGUCGGGAUGAAGAUUUGGCUCAGGAAGAAGUGCUGACGGCGGUGGUUUUAGCUGACAGUUUCAAUGUCAGGUUUGCCCCCAUAACGCACAGGAAGCCAAGGACUCUCCUUCCCCUGGUGAAUGUCCCAUUGUUGGACUACACCCUGGAGUUCCUGUGUUCUGCUGGUAUUGAGAGAGUCUACCUGUUCUGUUGUGCUCAUGCUGAACAGAUCAAAGAACAUGUCAGGAAGUCUAAGUGGUCCACCAGGUGUUCCCCGUGUGAGGUUAUUCCCAUAGUGUCUGAGGACUGCCUGUCUCUAGGAGAUGCUCUGAGAGAAAUUGAUGCCAAGGCUCUCAUUGACACGGAUUUUGUCCUCGUGAAUGGUGACUUGGUCUCUAAUUUACCACUGAAGGAUCUCAUUGAGGAACACAAGGAGAGGGUCCAGAAGGUCAAAUCCUCAGUGAUGACAAUGGUGUUCAUGCAUGCUGCUCCACACCACAGAACACGUUGUCGUGAAGAGGAGGUGCUCGUUGCCGUAGACAGACCCACGCAGAGAGUGCUGCACUACAGAAAAGUGGGAACAGAUCAUAAGUUUGAGCUGCCUGCUGAACUAUUCCAAGAAUUCAGCGACAUCCAGCUCCGCUAUGAUCUCCUUGAUUGCCACAUCAGCAUCUGUUCUCCUCUGGUGCCGCAACUUUUCACUGAUAACUUCGACUACCAGACGAGUGAUGAUUUUGUGAGAGGGAUAUUAGUCAGUGAAGAGAUUUUAGGCAACACCAUCCAUAUGAAGGUGGUAGAGGAGGGUUACGCUGCCAGAGUGUCCAAUCUACAGAUGUAUGACGCAGUCAGUAAAGACAUAAUCAGCAGGUGGAGUUUUCCUUUAGUUCCUGACAAUGACAUCAGCAACAACAAUAAUAUGAAUAAAUACAGCUACGGGAGACAUAAUAUUUAUCUCAAUAAGGAUAUUACUCUGGCCAGAGGGUGUGUCUUGCAGGAAGAUGUGGUGAUAGGGCCUGGCACUAGUAUAGGCUCAGGGUCUACUCUGGCUCACUCCGUGGUAGGGAGAAAUUGUAAAAUAGGAGAGAAUGUCAAGUUAGAGAAUGCCUAUAUCUGGGAUGGGGUUACCAUAGAAAAUGGAGUUUCCGUCACUACCGCUGUGAUUGCCGACAACGCUGUCCUGAAGAAAGAUGUUACUGUAGAACCUGGAUGUGUGUUUUCUUAUGAUGUAAUUGUUGGUCCAUCAGUUAAAAUCCCAUCAGGCACAAUACUGUCCUCAGCUCCAGUGGAAGAUGACGGGUUCAGUGAUGAGGAAGAGGAGACAGUUAAAGGUCUCAAUCCAGUACUGGUGGGUUCACAGGGCGUGGCUUAUCUAUAUCAGCCAGACGCGGAGGACAGCGAUAAUGAAGAUAUAAUACAGGACAUGUGGGGUCUAACCAUCCAAUCAGAGGAGGACGAUGCCAGCAGUGUGGGGAGUAUGGGAAGCGAUGAGUUGUCGCCGCCUUCCAGCCCACCAGCAGAUGAUAUGAAAUUGUUCUAUGGAGAGGUAUUGGACACUUUGGAAAGAGUGUUUACAGAAAAUAUAGGGACAGACAAUACAAUACUGGAGAUUAACUCUCUCAAGCAUGCCUACAACAUCACCAUAAACGAACUGAACGGUCUUGUUACCAAGGCAAUUAUCGCUUACCCACAGAGGAAUAAUAAAGAUAUGGACCCCCCAAAACUGAUGAGCGCUCUUAAACCAGUACUUGCCAAACUACUUCCUGUCCUUAGAAACUACAUGAAAAAUACAGAAUGUCAGCUGGAAUGUUUGGCAGCGUUGGAGGAUUACUCUAUCCAUCAUCCCUCCACGGGCGCUAUCCUCAUGAAGGUGAUGCAAGUUCUGUAUAACGCAGACGUUUUAUCUGAGGAAGCCAUCUUGCACUGGUACGAGAACGUUCCUACAGACCACGCUGACCAGCACCAAAAAAUACGGAAAAAGGUGGAAACUUUUAUAAAAUGGCUUGAAGAGGCAGAGGAAGAGUCAGACUGAUUAUUGAACAUUUUGUUACGGGAUGAAGAAGCUAGUUUGAUUUUGAUCAUAAGUGAAUUCUGUCAUGGAUUAAAGAGAAUUAAUUCACUGUGGAUUAGAGAGGUGUAUUUGACAAUAUUAACUUGUACUGAUAUGGAUCAGACAUGAAUUCUGAUGAGAAUUGUGAUAACAGUUUUAUUCAAUUGAAUUGAAAGUCUCUAUUAUCUAACUGGAGGGCCUUAAUGUCACAAUUAAUAUUGCUGCUGAGAGCAGUGGCAGGUGCCAGAUUGUGGUAGAGGAGAUUUAAACACAGUGAGCCAGUCUCACCCCAUUGUGAUAUUCUGAGGCAUUAAAUGAACAGAAUACAGUGGUUUAAGGUGAAAAGAAAUUGAGGAAAAUAUGUCUUGUAUCACACAUUUUCUGUGGCUCACUGAAGAAGCUUCCAUAAUAUUAAUAUAAAAUACAAAAUACUUGAGUCACAGCUUCCCCUGUGGUUUGUUUUAAAAGAGUUGGGAAUCCUACAAGAUGGGGAAUGGUUCAAGAAAAGAUUGAAAGAUGGUAAACAUUAUAGAUGUUAGAGUCAGGUAAAUCCAAAAAUUCUUUCCAGGUUUUCCUCUUAUUAAUAUUUUUACAACAAUUUAUAUGGAACAUUUUUAGGUUGCAACCUGUAAAUCCAUCAGUUGUAAAAUAAAGAUCAAAUGUGUAUACAACAUUUGAAUUAAAUAUUCUUCAUGGCGGGCAACAGGAAGACAAUAUGGAAAAUAAAACAGA
This is a messenger RNA of Lingula anatina, 3006 nucleotides long. Its product is annotated as translation initiation factor eIF2B subunit epsilon. Gene Ontology annotation, cellular component: eukaryotic translation initiation factor 2B complex. The record is from RefSeq and is a predicted model, not a curated record. Lineage: Eukaryota; Metazoa; Brachiopoda; Lingulata; Lingulida; Lingulidae. Gene Ontology annotation, biological process: biosynthetic process. Gene Ontology annotation, molecular function: guanyl-nucleotide exchange factor activity; translation initiation factor binding; translation initiation factor activity.